AUGUUGGAUAAAAUAAUAUAUAACACUGUAUUAUGUCAAACAUUUUCGCCUUGUGGUAAAUAUUUAAUCGCCGGUAAUAUUUAUGGACAAAUUGCGGUAUUUGACCUUGACUGUAUUCUACAUCCAGUAAUAGAGUUACUUACUCCUGAUUAUAAUAGACCCAAGCAUUUGCAUCUACUGGGAAACGGGGCCCAGAUAUGUAGUUUAGCAAGUACUGAAAAUUUUUUAAUUGUUGGCACUGUCAAUGAAAUAUCUGGAUGGGAUUGGAAGUCUAUUGUCCACUCUAAAUUAAGUAAACCCGCUUGGGUUAUUAAAAUAACUUCACAAUCAAGCUUUGAACAAACUGAUGUUAAUAGCUUGUGGUAUGCUGAAGAGGAAAAUAAAAUAUAUGCUGCUUGUGGCGACAAUAAAGUAUAUGUAUACCACUUAGAAGAUGGAAAACUAGUAAAUACAUUUGAUGGUCAUAAAGAUUACAUACAUAGCAUACAUGGAAGAGCCCAACAAGUGAUCUCUGCUGGUGAAGAUGGAUUGGUUAUGUUAUGGGACACUAGGACUGGCAAAUCACAUAACAAAUUGGAACCACAUACCAAUGCUAAAGUUGCCCGACCUGAUAUUGGAAAAUGGAUUGGAUCUGCUAGCUUAGGAGAUGACUGGAUUGUUUGUGGCGGCGGUCCUCGAUUAUCGCUCUGGCAUCUACGGUCUCUCGAUGCUGUGACGGUCUUCGACAUCCCGGAUCAUGGCAUACACGUGUCAUUCUUUCAUGACGAUUGUGUGGUAGCGGGCGGGGCGGCUAAAUAUUUGUAUCAACUGAGUUACUCCGGCGAAGUUAAAGUAGAGUUACCGGUAUCUGCUACAACGGUUUAUUCAGCGAUACUGCGCACUAGUCCGAACAAUUUGUUGGCUAUCGCCGGAUCCAGCCCCGAAAUUGAUAUUUGUACAAGUUUCAAUUACAGAGACCAGGUUUUGCACUUUAGAUAA
Messenger RNA from Parnassius mnemosyne (clouded apollo), 978 nucleotides. The record is from the annotation of a GenBank genome assembly. Lineage: Eukaryota; Metazoa; Arthropoda; Insecta; Lepidoptera; Papilionidae.